AUGUUUCAGGCUUUCCCCGGAGACUACGACUCCGGCUCCCGGUGCAGCUCCUCGCCCUCCGCCGAGUCUCAGUACCUGUCUUCCGUGGACUCCUUUGGCAGUCCACCCGCCGCCACCGCCUCCCAGGAGUGCGCCGGGCUUGGGGAAAUGCCCAGUUCCUUCGUGCCCACGGUCACCGCGAUCACAACCAGCCAGGACCUUCAGUGGCUCGUGCAACCCACCCUCAUCUCUUCCAUGGCUCAGUCCCAGGGGCAGCCACUGGGCUCCCAGCCCCCGGCCGUCGACCCCUAUGACAUGCCUGGAACCAGCUACUCCACCCCAGGCAUAAGUGGCUACAGCAGUGGCGGAGCCGGUGGCAGCGGUGGGCCCUCCACCAGCGGAACCACCAGUGGACCUGGGCCCGCCCGCCCAUCCCGAGCCCGGCCCAGGAGACCCCGGGAGGAGACGCUUACCCCGGAGGAGGAGGAGAAGCGAAGGGUUCGCCGGGAAAGAAACAAGCUGGCAGCAGCUAAAUGCAGGAACCGUCGGAGGGAGCUGACUGAUCGACUGCAGGCGGAGACAGACCAGCUGGAGGAGGAGAAGGCCGAGCUGGAGUCGGAGAUCGCCGAGCUGCAAAAGGAGAAGGAGCGCCUGGAGUUUGUGCUGGUGGCCCACAAGCCGGGCUGCAAGAUCCCCUACGAAGAGGGGCCGGGCCCCGGGCCGCUGGCGGAGGUGAGAGACGGGCCGGGGCCGGCGCCCGCUAAGGAAGACGGUUUCGGCUGGCUGCUGCCGCCCCCGCCACCACCGCCCCUGCCCUUCCAGACCGGCCAGGACGCAGCCCCCACCCUGACAGCUUCUCUCUUUGCACACAGUGAAGUCCAAGUCCUCGGCGACCCCUUCCCCGUUGUUAGCCCUUCGUACACUUCUUCGUUUGUCCUCACCUGCCCGGAGGUCUCCGCGUUCGCCGGCGCCCAUCGCCCCAGCGGCAGCGACCAGCCUUCCGACCCCCUCACCUCGCCCUCCCUUCUCGCUCUGUGA
Molecule: messenger RNA, 1017 nt
Organism: Pipistrellus nathusii (Nathusius's pipistrelle)
Lineage: Eukaryota; Metazoa; Chordata; Mammalia; Chiroptera; Vespertilionidae
Source: the annotation of a GenBank genome assembly